Aspergillus calidoustus is the source of this 927-nucleotide messenger RNA. Lineage: Eukaryota; Fungi; Ascomycota; Eurotiomycetes; Eurotiales; Aspergillaceae. The record is from the annotation of a GenBank genome assembly.
AUGCAGCAACGCACACGCUGGGAUCACCCCAUUUUCCUGAUUAUCUUCCAUCCCAUUGGCCCAUUUAUAUCAUCUCGCCAUCUCCGAUACCCACCCACCAUGCCUCCCAAAGCAGCCGUCGUGGUACCCCUGUACAUCUACCCACUGACCUCCGAAACAUGGGCCCCCCUCUACACAGCAAUCGAGCAAAAUCCCGCCCUCACCUUCCUCGUCAUCGUCAACCCCAACAGCGGCCCCGGCGAGCCUGACCAACCCUCCCCGGACCACAAUUACGCGCGCGAAGUCCCGCGGCUCAACGCUUACGCCAACGUGUACACCGUAGGCUACAUCCGGAUCGACUACUGCAGGAAGCCCUUCGGCGAGGCCUGCGAUGAGAUCGCGCGAUACGCCGGGUGGGCCGGGGAUUAUGAGGCUACGAAGCUCGGCGUGCGCGGCAUCUUUGUUGACGAGACGCCGAACCAUGAGUCGGAGGAGAGGGUCGAGUACCUUGAGAGGUUGACGAGGUUCAUCAAGGGGUGUGAGGGGAUUCUAGGUGACAAGUUUGUAAUCCACAACCCAGGAACAGCCCCAUCCCCGUCAAUCGCCGCGACCGCCGAAAUGACCUUUAUCUGCGAAGAGCCGUACUCGCGGUACCGCAGCGACGAGGUGCAAAGGUGGCUGGAGCUGCAUCCGUUUGAGCGGACGCGCGCCGGGUUCAUGCUUAGCGGGGUGCCGAACGAGGAGCUGCAUGGGCUCGUGCAGGAGCUCCGGCACCGGUCGGCGUACAUCUUCGUCACGGAGGUUGUGGAUGAUUUUUACGAGAGCUUUGGGGAGAGGAGUUGGGGGGCGUUUAUGCGGGCGUUGCAGCACGGUGACGGUGAGGAGAGUGGUGAGCAGGAUGGUGAGCAGGAUGGCGAGCAGGUGGCGUCGGCGAGACCGUUGCCCUAG